Messenger RNA from Manihot esculenta (cassava), 1832 nucleotides. Its product is annotated as secoisolariciresinol dehydrogenase. The record is from RefSeq and is a predicted model, not a curated record. Lineage: Eukaryota; Viridiplantae; Streptophyta; Magnoliopsida; Malpighiales; Euphorbiaceae. The transcript has 4 exons. Bases 1 to 840 code for a protein of 279 amino acids.
AUGCCGUCGAAGCUGCAGUUUCAUAUUAAUAAACCUCUACGACGAAUUGCAUAUUUUUGUAAAGACGACGGACAAAUCUUCGUCAAAGUCCAUCGCGGUUGCCGCUCUCGCAGGAUAGAAGAAAAGGUAGCAUUAAUAACUGGUGGAGCCAGUGGGAUUGGACAGUCCACUGCUAGGCUAUUUCUCCAACAUGGAGCCAGGAAACUCUCUUAUGUCCUUUGUGAUAUAACUUGUGAAACAGAUGUCAAAAUCGAUGUAGAUACAGCUAUCUCCAUGUAUGGAAAACUUGAUAUAAUGUUCAACAAUGUUGGAAUCGGAGGAGAUGGAGAACCUGGAAUCUUGGCUUGUACUAAUGAAAGCUUCAAGAAAUUGUUAGAUGUGAAUUUGUUUGGCGCUUUCUUGCGAGCCAAACAUGCAGCCAGAUAUCCGGUCUUAUCCAGGGUAGAUGAGGUCCAGCGGUCAUCAAAGUCUAACUUCCCGUUACAUGCUUUUACGGCAUCAAAGCAUGCAGUGGUGGGGCUUGCCAAGAACUUGUGCGUGGAGUUGGGACAAUAUGAGAUUAGGGUUAAUAGUAUUUCUCCAUUUGGAGUUGCAAGUCCCAUGACUACUGAUAUUUUGAAUAUGGGGAAGAAGAAGACUGAUGAGUUUAUUUCAUCAGGAGAGAUUUUGAAAGGUGCUGUUUUGGAACCUGAAGGUAUUGCUCAGGCAGCCUUGUAUUUGGCCAGUGAUGAGGCUAAGUAUGUGAGUGUGAUCAAUCUGGUGGUUGAUGGAGGCUACAGUCUCACCAACCCUUCCUUUGCAAUAGCAUUGGAAACAUUUUCUCCGAGUCCCCACUCUUAAUCAUUUCGUUUAUAUUCUGCAAGAUUCUUGUAGUACUUAUUUUCAAGAAAUUAAUGUGUUUGUGAAUUUUUUUUUUCCAAACAUAUAUUAUCUAUUUCUUUGAUUUAUCCCGUAAAAUUUAUUCAUUAUCAGACCACUCAUUUCAAUAUUCAUUAAUUUACGUCAAGAUAUUUAAAUUUAUCUAAAAUUAAAAAAAAUAAAUGACGAAAAUUUAUGUUUAAAAUUACCUAUAAUUGCAAUGUUUAUUUAGCACCCCUUGUCUGAGGUUGAUGCCACUUGGCUUCCCAUAUAUAUUUCUUAACAAAAAUUCCACUAACAAUAUCCAACAGAUAAAUCCCAUCAUCUCUUGCAGACCAAACACAAUUUUUAUGGUUGCACAUCUGCACUAGCUUACGCCCUACCCAAAAUACUUUAAAAAUGCCACCAUACUGGUGGUGAUUCCAACUGAAGUCGCACCAGAAUUUUGUGGUUCCCCAAAUGUUCAGACAAAAAUGGAACUCAAAUUCUGCAGAUGAUGAUAAUUCAUGGUUACCCAGAUUGUCGUCGCCAGACCAGCAAUGAAGACUUAGAUUUCUGUUGUCGGACAAGUGGUUUGAAAUGUGGACAAGGUAUCCUUCGGUGAAACAAUAACCAAGACAAGAGUAAUUAUAAUUCACAGACAAUAUCAGUGAAGGUAAGAACACCAGAUAACUUGUAAGAGCUCUCAUUGUUUUUGUGCAGAUGGGUGAUUUGAUUUUUAGGCUUAUAUACUGCUCAAAUGAUCAGCCAUGAAAACCCGCAGUCAUUUAGAAUGAAUGAGAGGAAAUGUAAGUAGAAGGUGUUUUAAAUCUUUGACAUGCUUCUUGCAUUAGGAAGUAACAAAAUUUGCCGAGUAUUUUAACCGUUUUUUAGGCUUCUAUUUAUUAACAGAAAUUUGAUAUAGAAAAGUUGACAUUUUUCUCCAAAUAUCAUCAAUAAAUAUUGAUAUCAUGUGAUCCAGAAAAUAGGAUUUA